CAAAUUUAUUUCUAAAUUAUUAAAUUAAAGUGUGUAUGUGUAUGUGUGUAUGUGUGUGUGAAAUCUACGUACAUUUUAUCAAGUUCAAUCUGCGCAAAGGACAGAGUACGAUGUCAAGUUAUCAUGUUGAGAUCUCAGUUGUUGAAACUUGAUUAAAUUAAAAGCAAGACCGAAUCUACAUUGGAGAGAAGCACCAAUUGAAAUUGAUGAUCUCAUUUAACGCGCAAACAAGUUAAUUGAACUAUUCGUCAAGAUUGAAUUUGACGGCUCUUCAAAUAAAGCUAUGACAGGAUUGUAAUUACGACAAGAAAAUCCAUUACGCUUCUUCUUCGAGUUUCCGAUUGAAAUUCGGAACCGCGUGAUGCACGAUCGACAGAUAUAUCCCAAAAGUUGCAGUACUUCCAGCAUGACGAAUGUGCCAUGUACGAUAGAAAAAGUAAAAUAACGUUUACGAUAUAAGGAAUAUUUAUUGAAAAAGGUUUUUCGCGGAAAAUGCGUUGGAUUUUGUUGCCGUUGUUGACGUUGAUACGUGCAAUAUGGUGCGCGCACGGCGCCUGCGAGCCGAUCAGAAUCGAGAUGUGUCGUGGUCUUGGCUACAAUGUCACUGUCAUGCCGAAUCUAGUUGGUCACGAGAUUCAAGGCGAUGCCGAUUUUACCUUACAAACGUUCAGCCCGCUCAUUCAAUACGGAUGCAGCGCGCAAUUGCAUCUGUUCUUGUGUUCGGUGUAUGCUCCGAUGUGUACCGAGAAGGUCCCCGCACCUAUAGGUCCCUGUCGAGGUCUGUGCGAACAAGUGCGGGCACGCUGUUACCCGGUUCUUCAGGGAUUCGGUUUUCCCUGGCCCGCCGCAUUGAACUGUUCCAAGUUUCCACCGGAAAACAAUCACCAGCACAUGUGCAUGGAAGGACCGGGCGAGCCAGGACCAGCUAAUCCUAUUCAGGCGGUAAGCACCAGCAACGGACCUUGGGGCUGUUCCUGGUACGCCAAGUCUGGAUUAUACAUCUUCCUCAAUCGCUCUGGAAGAUGCGCCGCUGCUUGCGAUGCCGAUAUCCUUUGGUCCCAGAAGGACAAGAAGCUCGCGGAGGCCUGGAUGGCCGUAUUCGUAACGGUGUCCUUAGUCUCCGUCGCGAUCGCUAUCCUGACGUUAUUGAAGCCACGCAAACGACCUAUACUGACCAGCCCUGCAGAACGUGCAAUAGUCUUUUUGACUAUUUGUCAUGCGGCAGUCGCAAUUGGCUACGUGAUUCGAUUGGCUGCCGGCCGGCUAAACGUCGCCUGCACUCCUGCGAUUCAGUUACAUCCACAGGAACAAGCUGUCUUGGCCCAGCAACAACAGCAACUGCAGCAACAGCAGCAACAGUACCUAACGCAAGACGGCCUAGCUAAUCCAUAUUGUGCCGUCGUUUUUCUGCUACUCUAUUAUUUUGGAAACGCAGCGAUCGUUUGGUGGGUCGUGAUAUGCGCGUGGUGGUGCAUAAUGGCCAGAAAAUGGACGAGAACGGCUGGCAACUACAAGGAGGAUAGUUUCGGACUGCAGCAGGGAUUCUCAACCAUAGCCACAGUCGCAGCCUGGAGCCUUCCCGCUGCGCAUACUAUCGCCGUACUGGUCACGAGGGAUGUCGACGCCGACGAGUUGACUGCAAGUUGUUUCGUCGGUCAGCAGAACGCGCAUUCCCUUCUGGUAUUAGUGCUGGCGCCGCAAUUCGUCUAUCUGUCGUUCGGGGCAACGUUCCUUUUAAUUGGCUUGGCAACAUUGGUAUUACCGCGGCGCCCGACGGUGACGCCGACGUCGACGUCGAUGUCGACAACAUCGUCGUCUUCAUCGACGGCAGCGGCGGCAGCGGCAGCGGCAGUUUUAACGGCGCUAACGGCGUCCCACGCGAAUCCAUUGCGUUCGCAGCGAAGUGAAAUCUCCGGCAAAUCAUCCCCAGGAGAAAUUCACCGGCGACAAAAGCAGUUAUUGACUCGCGUCGGCAUAUUCGGUUGCCUCUACGCCAUCCUGAUCAUUUGCCUCGCCAGCACGACUUUCUAUGAAUGGUGGGGAAGAGAAACGUGGCUCCGAGCACCGGAACCGUCAACGGCACCUCGCGUACCUGCUCGUCCUCUGUUGCAAGUUUUCAUCCUACGAUUAGUAGUGACCCUCGGUGCCGGUGUGAUGGCCGCCGCGUGGAUCUGGUGGCCGGAAGUACCGAAUGCUUGCCGCAAGCUGCCGCACUGCAAACAACCUCCGCAUAAAUGCCAUCCCGUCCCCCUUGUACACACCUGCCAAUAUAACGCUGCCAAUCCUAUACCUCAUCAGAUUCACCAUCUCGCUCAUCUAACGCCGCCGCAGCAUCCUCUAUUGCAUCAGCAUUCAACGUUAACCAAUUCGCAAUUGCCACAUAGGAACCAUAAGAAUAAGAAGCAUCGGAAACACCGGAAACAUUAUCAUUCCGGUAGCGAAACGCAAGUUUGAACUUUGAACUAACACGUUAGUUGUUUCUUUUGUGCCUUAGUUUUGUCGCGUCGCGUCACACCCAAUUCGAUAUGAACACCCUGUACAUUAAGCGAUAUUUCGAAGCUGAUCUCUUACUUGAGAUCAGUUCAAGUCUCGUAUUAGGUACUUAUUGUUAGUCUUAAAACUCCAUCCAGAGUCAGCGACGACGUACAAUAACAUUUGUAGAUAUAUACGAUGGUAGUCGAAAUGAUCUUACAAUGUGUGUAAGCUCGGACUGCCGGAAUCAGGAAUACUGCCCAUUAGAAACGAAUUAUAUACUACAAAGUAUAUAAUAUACUUUUGUAUUUGCCUGUCAAACUUUCUCAUCACAUUUUUCUAUGCACAUAAAUAAUCUAUUUCAAGUUAUUUAGCAUUUUAAUGACACACGUCGAUUCGACCCUUGUUACUUAAUGAAUCUCUUUUUUUUCUUCCCAUAAUAGUACAGUAAUAGUACAGUACAUAAAUUUAUAAUAGCAUUUUUCCAAUUUAU
Messenger RNA from Acromyrmex echinatior (Panamanian leafcutter ant), 2965 nucleotides. Its product is annotated as frizzled-4. Gene Ontology annotation, biological process: non-canonical Wnt signaling pathway; canonical Wnt signaling pathway. The record is from RefSeq and is a predicted model, not a curated record. Gene Ontology annotation, cellular component: membrane. Lineage: Eukaryota; Metazoa; Arthropoda; Insecta; Hymenoptera; Formicidae. Gene Ontology annotation, molecular function: transmembrane signaling receptor activity; Wnt-protein binding.